UCUACGAUUUUUUGUAAACAUUUUAAACUCUUUAUGUAUUUAGUAUUUACUUAUAUGUAAAUUAGCUAAAUUUAUAAGUGUUUAUUAUUUAUUAAUAAUAAUCAAAACGCACAAUGAAAACGUCUCCGGCCAAAAGCUAAACGACAAUCGACAAUUUUAUGUUGUAUUUAUUUAUUUUUUUCUUCUGAAAUGAUGAAAAUAAUGUUGAAAUUAACGUUGGCUCGACAAUGAUCGGUUUGUCGAACGUCGUGUCGAAGAAAACGCAAUGCGUAGCUCUUUUGGUACCAAUUUUGUUGCCAGCCCUUCACAUUUUAGUGCUAGAAAAGUUCUGGAGCGACUUCACGUUUGUAGUGGACAAGGAACAAUGUCGGUGUUCUUGUUGGGACACGGUGUUCAAAGGACCGUACGAAGCCGGCGUAGCUCGAUACAAGCAUAUGUACUUCAACGCGACAGACAAUACGUUCAAAAUGUGGGCGCUGACCGUCGUCUGUACGAUAGUACUGUACGAGUGUUGCAAAAACAUAAUAAAGCUAUGUUUCGAAGGGCAAUUACGGUUUAAAAUGGCACUACUAUUUGUAUUAUCGUUGUUCUCUCAUUACUAUUCUUGGUGGUCUUACGUGAACUACUGGAAUGACGAAUUUUACUCGCAGUGGAACCACCAGAUAGUCUUUACGAUCACCGAAUUGUACUCAACAGCAGUGUUGUACAAAAUUUGUGAUCGAAGAAAAGAAAUAAGAAAAUUUCAUAUGUUUUCCGUGAUCGGCGUGGGAUUAAUACACAUUCUGGCUGCUGGGUUCGAUCAGUUUGUUACAAAUGUGAUCAGGGGUAGCGGAUUUGCACACCAAAUAAUACGAGAUUUAUUUUUGAUGGUGCCCGAUAUGUUGAAUGUCGUUGUGCCAUUACUGGAAAUGAGGAAGAGACGUAUGGUUUCAAAAAGUUACUACGCCGAUGAAACUGGUGGUUAUAAGGAAAUAUGCUUUUUAAUCGCUCUAGUGAUCUCUGGAUUGAUUUUUGUAUCAUUAUUAUAGACAUAUUAUGUAUAAAUAUAUAAGUAUAUAGAUUAUUAAUUUUUUUUUAUUGUGUGUAUACAAAUUUAUUUUUUGGUAACAUAAAUUGGUGCAAUAAUUGUUCUUCGACGUAGUGCAAACAAGCAGUCAAGAGAACACAUUUUUCUCGUAUAACAUUUAUGGCACAGU
Messenger RNA from Adelges cooleyi (spruce gall adelgid), 1196 nucleotides. RefSeq lists its product as uncharacterized. The record is from RefSeq and is a predicted model, not a curated record. Bases 228 to 1028 code for a protein of 266 amino acids. The transcript is spliced from 4 exons. NCBI's taxonomy places the organism in Eukaryota, Metazoa, Arthropoda, Insecta, Hemiptera, Adelgidae.